Messenger RNA from Castor canadensis (American beaver), 4165 nucleotides. It is a transcript of the gene Znrf1, whose product is annotated as zinc and ring finger 1. Gene Ontology annotation, cellular component: intracellular membrane-bounded organelle; cytoplasm; membrane. Gene Ontology annotation, molecular function: ubiquitin protein ligase activity. The record is from RefSeq and is a predicted model, not a curated record. Lineage: Eukaryota; Metazoa; Chordata; Mammalia; Rodentia; Castoridae. Gene Ontology annotation, biological process: protein K48-linked ubiquitination; proteasome-mediated ubiquitin-dependent protein catabolic process.
CCCUGCGGCGCCCGGCUUUCGGAGCCCGGGGGCGGCCUGUGGCGCGCGGAUCCCGCGCCGGGCUGCGCCUCUUCGGACCUUGAAGGGAAACAUGCGUUUGGCUUGGAUCGUUUUCAGUUCUUAGUUUGGGGUCCCCGCCCGCUUGCUUCUUCCGCCCCGCGGGUUUUCUGGUUUUUUUCUUCUUCCCCCCCCUUCGCCUUUUUUCCUUUUCUUCCUCCGGGUCUCCGUUUUGACUCCUUCCCCCUUUAUGCUCGCCCAGCCCUCCCCCCGCUGCUGAGAAGUGGGGGAGGGUCUCGGCCUCCCAAGUUCCCGCCCCACCGGGGCCCGGGCGAGCAUGGGGGGCAAGCAGAGCACGGCGGCCCGCUCCCGGGGCCCCUUCCCGGGGGUCUCCACGGAUGACAGCGCCGUGCCCCCGCCGGGAGGGGCGCCUCACUUUGGGCACUACCGGACGGGCGGCGGGGCCAUGGGGCUGCGCAGCCGCUCCGUCAGCUCGGUGGCGGGCAUGGGCAUGGACCCCAGCACGGCCGGAGGGGUGCCCUUUGGCCUCUACACCCCCGCCUCCCGUGGAACCGGCGACUCGGAGAGGGCACCUGGUGGUGGAGGGUCCGCGUCUGACUCCACCUAUGCCCAUGGCAAUGGUUACCAGGAGACCGGCGGCGGUCACCAUAGAGACGGGAUGCUGUACCUAGGCUCCCGAGCCUCGCUGGCGGAUGCUCUACCUCUGCACAUCGCACCCAGGUGGUUCAGCUCGCACAGUGGUUUCAAGUGCCCCAUUUGCUCCAAGUCUGUGGCCUCUGAUGAGAUGGAAAUGCACUUUAUAAUGUGUCUGAGCAAACCUCGCCUCUCCUACAAUGAUGAUGUGCUGACUAAAGAUGCUGGUGAGUGUGUGAUCUGCCUGGAGGAGCUGCUUCAGGGGGACACGAUAGCCAGGCUGCCCUGCCUGUGCAUCUAUCACAAAAGCUGCAUAGACUCGUGGUUUGAAGUGAACAGAUCUUGUCCAGAACACCCUGCGGACUGACCCUGCUGGGCUUGCUUGCCGACUCCUCUCAAAGGCUUAUUUUAUUUAUUCCAAGUAAAUGCCCAGAACAGCUGAUGAUGUCAGACAAAUCAGGGACAUUUGCUCUUUUACCUUCACCUCAAAGUCUGAUGGCAAGGGGAGAAGAAAAAGCAAGGGUGAGAGUGAGGCAGAGGGAGUGGAUCCUGGCCACGAAGUGCAGGUUCCUGUCACGAUGCUUGGCCUCUGGGGGGCCUGCCCGGACCGAACCACAGACUCCCCCUUCAGCCUGCCCUGGCUGGGGCACGCUGCCACCGUGGGAUGCAGCGGCACACUGCCCCUGGCCAGAUGGAGCACGACUGACUUCUUCCGACCCACACAGGGACAGACAGCCCCUGUUCCUUGGAGGAGGCUCCUCGGACACUGGACAGAGCUGAGCUUGGGACCCCAGAGGGAACAGGGCACCCCUUCUGCACUGACUUCCAGAAAAUGGCCCUCCCUCCUCCCCGAGGACAUCCAGGUGGAUGAGAGCGAGUCUGAGAGAAGAGUGAAUCAACUGCUAUCUUUCCCCUCACCCUCAGUCCUGGAGGGAAAGGGCAUUUUCUUUUUCACCUUUGAAAGGCAUUGUGGGUCUGUCUUUAAAGUGUUUACAACAAAAAAUUAUAUAAAAAAAAGUCUAGUGUCGACUGGUGUUUUCCCUCGUGAUGUUUACAGAUUGCUGUUUGCUGCCCAGCUAUAACCCACUCAGUGACAGAACCAAGCAUAGCCAUGUCCUUGCUGCUAGCAUUCUGACCACAGGCGGGCACACAGUCCCUUCCUUUGCCCAGCACCCAGUUGGCUCCCUGCCUCACCAACCUCUUUACCUUGGGGUCUUUUUGUUUGUUUGUUUGUUUUGUUUUGUUUCCAUUUUUCUGGCUUGGUUUUGCACUUUUCUCCCCUAAUGACCCUGAUAUCUUGAUUUCAUUGCCAAAAAAACACACAUCAAGGACUUUCUCCACUUCCUUUGUCAAGUCUUCCCUUUUCUUUCCCCCUGGUUCUGGUCAAUUCAGAGGAUUUAACAACCACAAGUGUACUGCAAAAAUACCUGAACAUUCUUCUUAGGCCCUUGUGGAUUCUUUUUCCCUCCCAGAAAACUUAAACAAAAGACUUACUAAAGAAACAUAUACCACUACUCCUGUUUUCAGGCACUCUGAGAACAUUUUAGCCAUUGAUGUUCACACGUGGCAUCGUCCCAUGCAACAUAGAUUUCUGUAUUUAUAUAUUAAAAUACAAAAAAAAAAGACCUUACAAAAUGUUUAAAAAUGUUCAAAGCUUGGGAGAAAAACUUUCUUCAUUAGUCAAGGUGUUUUGAUAUGGUAUUAAAAUAAUGUCUAAUAAAAUAUGUACCGUGUGAUUUUAUUUUAAUGAAGUAUUGUUAUACAAUCAAAAAACAAGAGCAAAAGCUCAUGGUGUCCUGCAAUUAACCUCCUUAGCAUUCCUUCAGCUCACUGUUCCAUGCUGCAGGUGUGUGUGGUGAUUAAGGGGAAUUAGUGUUUCAGGUGUGUGUCCUAUAAGUUUACUCACUCUUAAACAUCAUGAAACCAAUCUGCCAUCAUCUGUGGAGUGGUCAUGAUGGAACUUUUCUGGAAAGAUGUACAGGGGCAAAAAAGUUGAAGUCACUGGAGGCGUCAAAGAUGUAGGUCCUUCCAGGUGUCAGCCCAGCCCCUCCCUCACAGCCGUUGCUCCCCAUCCCAUGUUCUGCCCCACCUGCCUGUUGCUCUGUCAGGUCCUCACAUCUCAAUGCUGACUCAUGGGCAUGCUUCACCAAGGCCCAGGAAGAGGCCCUGUUUUGGGGCUGAGCCAGCUCAAAGCAUUGAAAGCCGAAGCAGCCACUCAGGCUCUCAAAAGUUGGCGAACUGCAAGCUGGACAGGAAGCUCAGAGCACUGGCAGCAGCGCAUGCCUGGCCUCUGUCUCCCAGCCAGGCUCCAGGAGCAGCAUUCCAGGGCUGCCUGCAAAACCAGCCAAGGAGCACUCUGAAGGGAGACCACUCACACCUUCUGUGCCCUGCUCCUUCUGCUGAUGCCUCAGGGCUCAACCCCACCAGGGCCUGGAGUCUGGACUGUGCUGCCACCAGAGCCCCUGGCUCUGCAAUCACCUUCCCUUAAAGAGCCUCCUGAAGCACCUACUCUGUGCAAGGACAUUCGUUUGCAGGCCAGUGGGUACUUGUGAGCCAAGGCAGGCAAGCCUUGUUCAGAGAACUGAAGAAGAAUCUGUGUUUCGGAGUCUUUGAACCCACCUGGGGUGAAGACCCUAGGACCUAUCAAAGACAGUGGACAGAAUGUGGUCUUUGUCUGCACUUGAGUUUUCCACUUCUUGGUAGAAUGAACUUUGGGAAAUAACUUAAUUCAUCUGAACUUUAGAUACCUUGCAUGUGAAGUGGGGACGAAGUUAUGCAACCUAGAGGUCGCUGUGAGGGUCAGGGGAUUUGCCCUGAAGGCCUGGCACAUGCACAUCAGCCUUCCUGGUAGCUUUGUCACUGCAAAGGGCACUGUUCUAUUCACAGCACCUCCUGCUUCUGCCUGGCAACUGUGUCUCCCUGUUCUAUAUUUAAUUCCACCAGCAAGGCUCGUGGGGCAGGGCCCAGCCCUGAAGGAGAUCUCCUUGCCUGACCCUGGGCCUGGAAAUAGAGGCUUUGUGUGCCCACCUUGGUGGUGUGAGUCGUGUUUGUGAGUUGGCUGGGCGCAGGGCUGGGGCACAUGCUAGGUGCUAUUCCAGGCUCUAGGGAGUGGUGCUGUCUCCAGCCCUGGUGACUUCGGCUCCCACCUGGCACACAGAAGCCCUCUGCUGGCUGCUACAUCCUGGACUUACUUAGGCUUUCCAUGUGGAACGGGUGUUUGCCACCAUCCAUCCCAGCCUUCCGGAAUCUUGCAGUAGCCCUGCUCUUGUCUUUCUGGGAGGGAAGAGAACAUGGAGGAAUGGGGAGGUGGGUUUUGUCCUUUCUCUUUUUGGGGCCCAGCAUGCUUUCCUGGGCAGGAGCCCCUCUUGAAAACUAUCCAUCUAACAGCCAUUUAAUAAUACUGAGGUCACAGGAGAAUGUUCUUUUCUUAGGAGAUACAUGCUAAAGUAUACAGAUGAAUGAUUUCAAGAAAUGUAUAAUCUAAUUCCAAAUGUUUCCCCCCCCCAAAAAAAAA